Phalaenopsis equestris is the source of this 815-nucleotide messenger RNA. RefSeq names its product HMG1/2-like protein. The record is from RefSeq and is a predicted model, not a curated record. The transcript is spliced from 8 exons. Lineage: Eukaryota; Viridiplantae; Streptophyta; Magnoliopsida; Asparagales; Orchidaceae. Bases 120 to 602 code for a protein of 160 amino acids.
GGCUUUCCUCGCCUUCUUGCUGUUUUCUGCUCCUUGUGUUGCUCUUCACAGUGCGGUAUCGCGUGCUGGUGGAGUGGUUCCGGUCAUUGCCUGCUUCUGAGGGAGCUCUCUAAUCUAGGAUGAAGGGAGGGAAGGGGGGGAGGGCCACAACCAAGAAGGAAACUCCAGAAGUACUAAAGCCAUCUGAUGUCAGGCUUGGCAAACGCAAAACUGCUACAAAGGCUGAGAAGAGUAGAAAGCCCAAAAAGGAUAAGAAGCCAAAAAAGGACCCUAACAAGCCAAAGAGGCCGCCCAGCGCUUUCUUUGUUUUCCUGGAGAUAUAUAAGCGAGAACAUCCUAGUGUCAAAGCUGUAUCAGUUGUUGGUAAAGCUGGAGGAGAAAAAUGGAAAUCAUUGACUCGUGCUGAAAAAGCUCCCUAUGAAGACAAAGCUGCAAAAAGGAAAAGUGAGUAUGAAAAGCAAAUGUCAGCAUACAACAAGAAGCAGGAAAGCAAUGCUGAUGAAGGUGAUGAGGAGUCUGAUAGAUCUAAGUCUGAAGUCCAUGAUGAAGAUGAUGAUGAAGAAAGCGGAGAGGAGGAGGAGGAUGAGGAAGAUGAUGACUAAAUGUUUCUUUAAUCCAUAGCAUAGAGCCUGCAUUCUGUAUUAUGGUAUGUAUGUUAGCUGCAAAAGUUAGCUUCUGAGAUGCUAAUGUUUCAGUUUUUAUAGCUGUUGAUACCCUUAUCCUAUGUAACUGUAUUAUUGUUCAUCGCAUGCUCCCUCUGCUGGCAUUUCUAAAGUGGGUUCUGCUUAAGAUUCUUAUCAUUUCCCUUUUCUUUA